ACAAAAUAAGUAAUAUGGUAAUGAAGGGUGUUUCUAAUGAGAAAGAAAUGCAACAAAUUGUCUUCUUUUUAUAAUUAUAAUCAUAUUUAUGAUUAUUAUUAACUAUGAUUAUUAUGAUUAUUAUUAAUAAUUGAACUAGAGCAGUCAUUAGUAUUAAUGGGCGAAGGAAAUGAAUUAAGGUGAUUACGGACAUCGCUAUGGUCCAAUGGGUGCACCUGAGAGCAGAUCUUGUUAAUCCGCCUGUCAGGUCAGCCUGGUGUCGCAGUCUGCGGACUGAUACUUAUGAUGUGGUGCUGAGGUCAAUCACUUGGCCUCGGGCAGGCGCAGCGCAGGGCGGCGCCGUGUGGCUGCUGGUCACACGUACUGAUGUUGUUGAACAAAAGGGAGACACAGCGGAGGGAACAGGAAGUUUACCGAGAAGCCGUCUGUCGGAAGGGGCGCCCAACAUUUUGUUUGUCAGUAUGACAGACAUUUACGAUUUCCAUGAGAAGCUCCAGAGGGAUGCCCAGUUCCUGUGCUCACAUGAGAGGAUGGACACUGAACUGGUUGACAGACUGGUGCUGCAGCUGAACAGGAUCUACCCCCAGAUACUCAGCGACAGGGAGGCACGCAGGUUCAGGAACCUGAGCGUGCCCACCGAGGUGCGCUUACCAGAGCUCUUGAUGCAUCUGUAUAUGAAGGGAGAGGAGGCCUGUCAUGAAUUCUACAGAGGACUUCACAUUCACGCUGAAGAUGUCUACACCAGCUUGCCCACCAGAGUCACACAGAGAGUAAUGCUGUCCAAUAUGCCAGAUAUUGCAGAUCCAAAAUGGACUCUCAGUGUGACCAGCUCCCCAGAGCGAUUUGUUCUUAAUGACAGAGGUCCGAUGUUCUUCCUGAGCUGUUUCAGUUUUUUAGUUGGUGUUGCACUACUCUACUAUUAUGGAGAGGGUGAGACAUUGAGCUCUACUGGUCCGUUUCUUCACUGCUCUGCAGCAGCACUUGGGAAAGGUGCUAAAGAUGUUUUAAUUUCAUAUGCUGAGGUUUGAAAACGGAACAGAAGAGGCCAUUAAGGUGCUGCUGAAAUGCUGAAGAAAUGGUCCCUUCAGAAGAACAAGCCAUUUACUGUGCCACUUUGCAGUGCCAAACUCAUAUCCACUUAAAGAGCUAUCGAAGCUUUUUUUUUUAAAUCUCAAUUUUUUUCUAAGCAGUACUGACUUACUUUGGGAAAGGGAAACAAUGACGCAUAUCAUUCUGCCAUGGAUUCCCACAGCUGAAACCUUUUAUAAAAACAUGUAAUGUUCUACCCUAACACUUGUGUGUAUAUAUAAAGGUUAUUUUGUGUAUAUAAUCUAUCUGAUCACAUUUUCUUAGUAAAUACUGACUGACAUUAUGACCUCUACUCAGGUUUUAAGAUGGGAGGAGCUGUGCUGGUAAUAACACUAGUCAACAAACUCUGCUUUAAGUAUAAAUAUGACUAAUAAAAGGUUAAGUUUCCCCACCUGAAAAAUGUUUAAUCUAAUUUUAAUUUGACCUUUGAUUCUCGGUAAUGCACAAAUUUGAUUUAUCUCUCUGUGCCUUCUUGGUGGGGCUGUUGGUGAAAUAUGCACAGAGGAUUUUGGGACAGAAUAGCCAAAAAUGCACGAUGUAGUAGGACAUCCUGGUAUUUUUCUGCAAACUACAUUUGACAUGCGUGUAUCGGGACAUCGCGCUCCAUGCCUCUGUAUCUUUAAUACAGCAAACAAAAUGUAAUCAAACAUGUUUGUCAAACACGGUGUGCAAAUGUUCCUGGGAGUAAAGGUGUUGAAAUGUAAUGUCCUAAGAAGAAGCCUUUAGGGAACGGAAGUGACUAAGGCUGUGAUCGUGAGUGGACUAUUAGAAUGUUGAAUUUUGUUUUGUUCAA
Labrus bergylta (ballan wrasse) is the source of this 1882-nucleotide messenger RNA. Its product is annotated as caspase recruitment domain-containing protein 19-like. Gene Ontology annotation, cellular component: mitochondrion. The record is from RefSeq and is a predicted model, not a curated record. Lineage: Eukaryota; Metazoa; Chordata; Actinopteri; Labriformes; Labridae.